Molecule: messenger RNA, 833 nt
Organism: Cutaneotrichosporon oleaginosum
Lineage: Eukaryota; Fungi; Basidiomycota; Tremellomycetes; Trichosporonales; Trichosporonaceae
Cellular component (GO): cytoplasm
Source: RefSeq, a predicted model, not a curated record
ACAACAUGGCCACUCGAGUCAUUCUAGUCGGCAUCGGCGGUGCAAGCUGCUCGGGCAAGACGCUGCUUGCCAAGCAUCUCGUACGCCUGCUCCCCAGUGCUCUUCUGCUGCACCAGGACGACUUCUGUCCGCCCGAGAAGGACAUCCCGGUGCACCCCGAGCACGGCGUGCAGGAUUGGGACGACCCACCAACAUGUAUGGACUGGCCUAGGCUGCGAGACGCUUUGCGGCAGGUUAAAACCACUGGGCAUAUUGAUCAUGCGAGCAACGACCAUUUGAACCAGCAUACCGAGGUGAAUGUCGACCCUACAGUCGCGGAGCGGUGGAGGAAGCGCUUUGCGCAGGCUCCCGCUGUGCGAUGGGUGCUGGUGGACGGAUUCGUGCUUUACUGGGAUCAAGUGGUCGCCGACACCCUCGACGUCAAGCUGAUGCUUCGUGUGCCAAAGGAGACGCUCCGGACACGUAGGGACCAGCGGUCAUACGCGCUACAACACACCGACGAUGUUGCCGCUGGCACAGUGUGGGAGGACCCGCCUGGGUACUUUGACAACAUUGUCUACCCUGCGUACGUAAAGGCGCACGCCGAGGUGUUCAGAGGAGCCGACGUCGAGGAGGGAGAUGUGGAGCCCGACUCAGGCGUUGUGCUGAUUCACCCGCCGCAUGGGGAGGAGGGUAUGACUGAGGCACUGAUAGAGGCGUGUGAGGCGUUGCUGGCCGCUGCGACAGAAGGCCAAGGACACGAGACAGACCAGUUGUAACAACGCUUGUAGAAGGGGAGCAUGUUGUGAGCAUUUCAACAUUCGUACUCCAUGCAUGUACCAGGUGUGAAUGAC